UAUUGCCUUGCUCUCAGCAUGACUGCCAUCCAGCGAAAGUAACGCGUCAAGCCUCAUUCUAAAUUGAUACAACUUCCGUUUUCCGGGUAAUUUUAAUUUUCUACCAGCAACAUUGCUGCGGGUGUCAGUGUUGUUUGUUUUACAUAUUCCACUUUGACAGUUUAAAUCAAUUUUCGUUCACGAAUCAAACUAAAUAGUUUCUACAAUGUUGGAAGAUUUUGCCCGAGAUUUCGAAGCCUUUUCCGGUAAUUGGUGGACUUAUUUUAUUCCGUUUUGUGUGACCGUCAUUGGGUUUAUAAGAGUUUAUGCGGGCGGACCAUAUUAUCAAGGCAAAGAAAGGAUGGAUGGAAAACUUGUUAUAAUUACUGGAAGUUCUUCUGGAAUUGGUUUUGAAACAGCAAAAGAUCUUGCAUCGAGAGGUGCCCAUAUCAUUAUGGCAGUACGAAACGCCGAAAAAGGAAAACGCGCAUUGGAAAAAAUUAAAGAAAAUUAUAAAAAAUCCCAAGUUACAGUCAAACUAUUGGACAUAUCCGAAAUGGAUAGUAUCAGGAACUUUGUAGAUCAAAUCGAAGUUGAAUAUGAAAAAAUCGAUGUAUUGAUCAAUAACGCUGCAGUUAUUCAUCAGCCGUAUACAAAGACUAUAGAUGGCAACGAAUUAACAAUUGCUACCAACUAUUUAGGUCCAUUUUUUCUAACACACCUUCUUCUUCCGAUGCUAAAUAAAUCCGAACAUGGAAGAAUCAUUAACGUGUCUGCCAUGGCUCAUUUCAACGGGAAACUAAAAGUGGAAGCAUUGAAUAUGAACAAAGAUAAUUACAAUGAAGCUGACGCUUAUUCUCAAAGCAAAUUAGCCCUGACAAUCUUUACGAAAUAUCUGGCAACUCUACUUAAUAAAAAUACAACAAUAACAUGCAACGCUGUAAGUCCCGGUUUGGUGAGAGGCACAGCACAUCUCCAGAAUCUUCCACUUCUAAAAUCUGCCUGGACACGAUUUUCAACAUGGCCCUGGGUGUGGUUGUGCUUGAAAACACCAAAACAAGGUUGUCAAACUAUUUUGCAUGUUGCCUUGAAUUCGAAUUUGAAAAAAACUUCUGGUUUUUACUUUAGCGACUGUGAUUUCAAAGAACCAGCGGAACUGUUGAAGGACAUUCAUGUCGCCAAGGCCCUCUACAAAACUUCUUGUGGACUCGUCAAAAUCGAUGGGGAUGAUAUCAUAAACAAAUUAGGAAACGAGACCUUUUUCCUGGCAGAUGAAAGAGUUGAAGGUCUAGAUGAAAAUCUCAAAGGCCUGGAUAAACAAGUUGAAGGCCCAGGUGAAAAAUCCGAGUACCUAAAUGAAAAAGAUGAAUACCCAAAUGAUUUCUGAAUGUAAUAAAACUAAAUAUAAUAAAUAAAAUAUAUUUUAAAAAAUUAAUUAAUAACCCUGCCUAUACACUGCAUUUCUACGUUGUUAAUCUUGUCCAUUUUUCACUUACUCUCCAUAACCAUUUGGCUAAGUUUACAUCAAUAGCUUCACCAGUGAGUUCUUUUGGACUAUAGUUGCU
Ceutorhynchus assimilis (cabbage seed weevil) is the source of this 1544-nucleotide messenger RNA. NCBI's taxonomy places the organism in Eukaryota, Metazoa, Arthropoda, Insecta, Coleoptera, Curculionidae. The record is from the annotation of a GenBank genome assembly.